Molecule: messenger RNA, 1653 nt
Organism: Ostreococcus tauri
Lineage: Eukaryota; Viridiplantae; Chlorophyta; Mamiellophyceae; Mamiellales; Bathycoccaceae
Product: Aldehyde dehydrogenase, C-terminal
Exons: 1
Coding region: 1-1653 (550 amino acids)
Molecular function (GO): succinate-semialdehyde dehydrogenase (NAD+) activity
Source: RefSeq, a predicted model, not a curated record
AUGUCCAUCGGUCGACACGCCGCGCGACGCACCGCCACCGUCGCGGGGUCCCGCACCGCGACGUCGCGCUCGAGAUGCCGGCACGACGUCGACGAGGGCGUCGCGCACGCGACGAAGAGAUGGACGCGGACGAGGACGCAGAUGUCAGUCCGCGCGCGCGCGUCUUCCUCGAACGCGAGCGCCGCGUCCGAGGUCGCGCGAGCGCUCGGUUUGCGCCGGGAUGAUCUUCUUCUCGACGUCGUGCGCGAGCGCGAGGCGUCGACGAGCGGGACGAUGUCGGUGGAGGUGACGAACCCGGCGACGGGGACGACGCUCGCGCGGUGUCGAGCGACGAGCGCGAACGAUGUAGAACACAUCCUGAGGCGAUCGAAAGAGAGUCAAGAGCGGUGGGCGAAUGAGUACACCGCGCACGCGCGAGCGAAGAUUGUGCGGAGGUGGUUCGAGCUCGUGGAGGCGAACGCGGAGGACUUGGCGCGCGUGUGCACGGCGGAGUCGGGAAAACCUCUGGCGGAGUCGCGAGCGGAGGUUGCGUACGCGGCGUCGUUUUUGGAGUGGUUCGCGGAUGAGGGACGAAGGGUGUACGGCGAUGUCGUGCCGUCAUCCUCCACGGGGUCGAGAAUCAUGGCGAUCAAGCAACCGGUUGGGGUGACGGCGGCCAUCACGCCGUGGAAUUUUCCGCUGGCGAUGAUCACGAGGAAAGCUGGCGCCGCGCUCGCCGCGGGGUGUUCCAUGGUGGUGAAACCGAGUGAAGAGACUCCUCUGAGCGCGUUCGCCCUUGGAGCGCUCGCCAAGGAGGCUGGUUGCCCGGAUGGAGUUUUACAGUUUGUCGUCGGCGAUCCGGUGGUCAUCGGCGAGCUCCUGUGCGCGUCUCCAAUCGUGCGUAAGAUCACGUUCACGGGCAGCACGCGCGUUGGAAAACUCUUAAUGAAGCAAAGUUCAGAUACGGUGAAGCGUGUGAGCAUGGAACUCGGCGGAAACGCUCCGUUCAUCGUGUGCGCCGACGCGGACGUUGACGCCGCUGUCCGAGGCGCCAUGGCGAGCAAGUUUAGAAAUUCGGGACAGACGUGCGUGUGCGCGCAGCGCUUCAUAGUGCACGAAUCGGUCGAAGAUGAUUUCGUUCGAAAGCUCACCGCGGCGGCGAACGCGCUGAAAUUAGGUAACGGUCUGGAAGACGAAAGCGUCACGCAGGGUCCGCUCAUCAACGCCGCGCAAGUCGAGCGCGUGGACGCGCACGUGCGCGACGCCCUGAGUAAGGGUGCGGUGUGUCACUCGGGUGGCAAGCGCGCCGAUGGAACAUUUUACGAGCCCACCGUGCUGUCCAAGUGCACGGAUGACAUGCUCGUGAUGCAGGAAGAGACGUUCGGCCCCGUCGCGGCGAUUACGACAUUCGUCUCCGACGACGACGCGCUUCGCAUGGCCAACUCCACCAACGCCGGGUUGGCGUCGUACGUCUUCACGUCCGACUUGAAACGGUCGUACACGUUCAGCGAAAAGCUCGAAUUCGGCAUCGUCGGCGUGAACACCGGGGUCAUCUCCACCGCGCAAGCGCCUUUCGGCGGCGUGAAGGAGUCGGGCGUCGGCCGCGAGGGCGGUAAAUACGGGAUGGAAGAAUACGUCGAGACCAAGUACGUGUGCGUCGGGGGAUUAGACUAG